Molecule: messenger RNA, 1598 nt
Organism: Lutra lutra (Eurasian river otter)
Lineage: Eukaryota; Metazoa; Chordata; Mammalia; Carnivora; Mustelidae
Gene: FIBCD1
Product: fibrinogen C domain containing 1
Exons: 8
Coding region: 66-1532 (488 amino acids)
Source: RefSeq, a predicted model, not a curated record
CCCCGGCGUCUUUGCGCUCCGCAGCGGCGCGCCUGGCCGGGCGCCCCCGCCAGUCCUGCCGGAAGAUGGUCAACGACCGGUGGAAGACCAUGGGCGGCGCUUCCCAACUUGAGGACCGGCCGCGUGACAAGCCGCAGCUCUCUCUUCCUGAGUCUGCACGGCGGGCACCCACGUGCGGGGCAGGGCGCGCCGUUAUUGCCUCCAUUUUACAGUGGCCCAGCUGUGGCUACGUGCUGUGCACGGUGCUGCUCUCCCUGGCGGUGCUGCUGGCCGUGGCCGUCACCGGCGCUGUGCUCUUCCUGAACCACACCCACGCGCCAGGCACGGCACCCCCGCCCGUCGUCAGCACCGGGCCGGCAGGUGCCAACAGUGCCCUGGUCACCGUGGAGAGGGCCGAUAGCUCGCGUCUCAGCAUCCUCAUCGACCCGCGCUGCCCCGACCUCACCGACGGCUUCGCCCGCCUGGAGGGCGCCCAGGCGUCCGUGCUGCAGGCACUGGCUGAGCACCGGGCGGAGCCGAGGCUGGCCGGCGAGCAGGAGCGGGAGCGGGAGCUGCUGGACACCCUGGCGGACCAGCUGCCCCGGCUGCUGGCUCGGGCCUCGGAGCUGCAGGCGGAGUGCACCGGGCUUCGGAAGGGCCUCGGCACCCUGGGCCAGGGGCUCAGCGCCCUGCAGAGCGAGCAGGGCCGCCUCAUCCAGCUUCUCUCCGAGAGUCAAGGCCACAUGGCUCACCUGGUGAACUCGGUCAGCGAUGUCCUAGAUGGCCUGCAGAGGGACCGGGGGGUGGGCCGGCCCCACAUCAAAGCUGACCUCCAGAGGGCACCUGCCAGGGGAUUGCGGCCCCGCGGCUGCGCCAACGGGUCUCCGCCCCGCGACUGCCUGGACGUGCUCCUGAGCGGGCAGCAGGAGGAUGGCAUUUACUCCGUCUUCCCCACACAUUACCCAGCCGGCUUCCAGGUCUACUGUGACAUGCGCACGGACGGCGGCGGCUGGACGGUGUUCCAGCGCCGGGAGGACGGCUCCGUGAACUUCUUCCGAGGCUGGGAAGCAUACCGGGAUGGCUUCGGCAAGCUCACGGGGGAGCACUGGCUAGGGCUCAGGAGGAUCCACGCCCUGACCACACAGGCCACGUACGAGCUCCACGUGGACCUGGAGGACUUCGACAACAGCACAGCCUAUGCCCGCUACGGGAGCUUUGGCGUGGGCUUGUUCUCCGUGGACCCCGAGGAAGAUGGGUACCCGCUCACCGUGGCCGACUACUCGGGCACGGCAGGGGACUCCCUCCUGAAGCACGGCGGCAUGAGGUUCACCACCAAGGACCGCGACAGCGACCACUCGGAGAACAACUGUGCCGCCUUCUACCGCGGUGCCUGGUGGUACCGUAACUGCCACACGUCCAACCUCAACGGGCAGUACCUGCGCGGCGCACACGCCUCCUACGCCGACGGCAUCGAGUGGUCCUCCUGGACGGGCUGGCAGUACUCGCUCAAGUUCUCGGAGAUGAAGAUCCGGCCGGUCCGUGAGGACCACUAGAUGGGCGCGGCGCCCGCCCGCCACCUGCGCCGCCCCUGCCCACUCGCCCCUCAUCCCCGGCCCAAC